Pyricularia grisea is the source of this 171-nucleotide messenger RNA. RefSeq lists its product as uncharacterized. NCBI's taxonomy places the organism in Eukaryota, Fungi, Ascomycota, Sordariomycetes, Magnaporthales, Pyriculariaceae. The transcript has a single exon. The annotation marks the transcript as partial. The record is from RefSeq and is a predicted model, not a curated record.
UGGUCGAUAAGGGUACGGACGUUAAUAUUCGGGGCGGCCGGUACGGCCACGUUUUCCAAACCGCUUUAUUACGAAAUUAUAAAAAGAUUAUAUAAAUUUUGGUCGAUAGGGGUACGGACGUUAAUAUUUAGGGCGGUUUAUACGGUAACGUUUUUUAAAUCGCUUUAUUAA